GUUUGCCGUGUCAAACAUCCGGAAGGGUGGGACCUGUCUUAAAGUUCUGCAAAUCACAUCAGUUUGUGUCAUUUGGCGUGAUUUUCUCUUUGAACGCGUUAAACAGGGUUCCCUGCGUGGUCCUGGGGAAUAAACGGUGUUAAGGAGAAGAACAUGGCGUGUGUUGUGUUGAUUGGUGUUGUGUUGUGGUGUAACACCGCUCACCUGGAUUAGGAGCUCAGGCGCCUGCUGCUUUUCUCCUGCUUGGAUUAGGACUGCACAAUGCUCCUCCGAGACCACUGAAAUCCGGAUUAUUUCCCUCUCACUGAAGAUCUGCUGACCAAAACUUUGGAGGGGUAAAUAAUUUUUCCAAUGCAAGAGGAUUCCUCUCUGGUUAAGAGCUGUCUCAGAUUUUCCACAAAUCACGGUGUACUUUCAGAAACAUUUGUGAGCCCAUUUUACUGGCACUUCUCCAAUCCUUUUAGAAGACAUUCAGAGAAAGAACAUUUGCACUGUUAAAACCUUAAAUGCUAUGAGUGCCCAGCCAAGGAGAAUCCGUCUGAAGCCGUGGCUGCUGGCUCAGGUGAACAGUGGGAAAUACCCUGGCCUCAAUUGGCUGAAUAAGGAGUGUCGCUUAUUUCAGAUACCCUGGAGACAUGCCACACGCCAUCUGCCAACCCCAGAGGAGGAAAACACUAUAUUCAAGGCCUGGGCACUGGAGACAGGGAAGUACCAGGAGGGUGUAGAUGAGCCUGAUCCGGCCAAGUGGAAGGCCAACCUGCGAUGCGCCCUCAACAAGAGCCGUGAGUUUAUGCUGAAGUAUGAUGGUACUAAGGAGACACCAAUGCAACCAUACAAGAUUUAUGAGGUGUGCGAACUGUCAGUAAAUGGAGAUGAGUGUGAGGAUGAUGAGGAAGAGCUACCAAAUGUUGCACACCUCUCCAUCAACCCUUGUACGGUUGAGCCUCCAAGCUACCCAGCAUUCCCAGCCAACCCAGUUGAUACAUUCCCUCUGCCAUUCAUGCCACCUGCUUUUCCUGAUCACAGCCAUAUAGCUCCUACUGUGAAACAGGAGGAGCACCUACUCAGGGAAGCUGUUCCAAAUGGAUGUGGUCUGGGAACCAGGGUCAUAGCACCAUCUGCUGUUCCCCAAACUAUUGUCAUGCCAGACACCAUGGCGGACAGUCCUAUGCCAGAGGUGAGGCCUGAAGUAGAGAGCCAAGUGCACACAUGCCUCUCUGACCUGCUGAGCAGUCCUCAUAUGCUGCCCCUAACAGACCUCGACAUUAAGUUCCAGUAUCGCGGACUGACCGUGGGCUCUAUGACUGUGAGUAAUCCUCAGGGCUGUCGGCUUUAUUCUGGUAAUUUGGCACCAACACCGGAGCAAGUGGAGCUAUUUGGGCCCAUCACCCUGCACCAGGUGCUGUUCCCUGGAACUGCCGAGAUCCAAAAUGAGAAGCAGCGCUUCUACACUGAGCAUCUGCUAGAUGUGAUGGACCGUGGCCUCAUCCUGGAGAUCCAAGGCCAGGACAUCUAUGCUGUGCGUUUGUGCCAGUGCAAAGUGUUCUGGUCUGGGCCGGGAGUGCCCGAGGAGGGUCAGCCCAACCCGAUGGAAAGGGAGCGCAAGAUCAAUGUGUUCAGUCUCAAUAACUUUCUGCAGGGACUCAUCAUGUACCAGAAGGGUGAGGUGCCGACUCCACCACCCUUUGAAAUUUACUUCUGCUUUGGGGAGGAUUGGCCUGACAGAAAACCCAAAGAGAAGAAGCUCAUAAUUGUCCAGGUCGUGCCUGUAGUGGCGAGGAUCCUGACAGAGAUGUUCUCCGGUGAGCUCUCGUGGUCCACAGACAGCAUCCGCCUCCAGAUCUCCAACCCUGAUCUGAAAGACCAGACCGUUGAGCAGUUCAAGGAGCUCCACAGACUGUUGCAAAAUCAACAGGCCCAGGCCUCAUGGCACCAGAACAUCCACUAACAAUGUAUACUCUGUUACAUCACCACAUGAUCCAGCUGAGGAGGAAUGCAGCUGCCCUGUAUUGGUUUAAAAGAGUGCUUCUGGGAUAAUCUCCAUUUGUAUAUGACACAGUAUUGUUGUGGGGGAUUAUUUGAUUAAACAUUUUGUCCUGGUUCUUAGAAUGAAUGUCCCAUACUCCGAUUUGCCUAUUUGAGCUAUAGGUACUAUUCAGGGAAUAAUACUGAAAUGUUUACAACCUACAGUGCAUUGCAGCUUGCCUGAUGUGCCAAGUGACCGACGUUGUGAUGAUGAUCACCAUCAUUAUUACUGUUUUCUAAUAAUAAACACUGUUAUAGGAAUAGGAAUAAUAAUAAUAAUAAUAAUAAUAAUAAUAAUGUCCAAUGAAUUGGUCGUUGAAACAAGUUUCCACUCAUGGUCUUUGUUUCAAACUAAGGACUUUCCAUUUCCGUAUCUACUUGUAGUGCUGUAUUACCAAAAAUAACUACAUUGGAACCAUCAGGGCUGAUUUAAGUGUUUGAAUCUUGCAUAAAAUUGUCUGUUUUGUGCUAAAAUGUUUUAUUUUAACUGUGCAUGGGUUUCAAUAAAUAACAGACUAGUUCUGGA
Messenger RNA from Ictalurus punctatus (channel catfish), 2551 nucleotides. RefSeq names its product interferon regulatory factor 5 (gene irf5). Gene Ontology annotation, cellular component: nucleus. The coding region runs from base 512 to 1948 and encodes 478 amino acids. Lineage: Eukaryota; Metazoa; Chordata; Actinopteri; Siluriformes; Ictaluridae. Gene Ontology annotation, molecular function: DNA-binding transcription factor activity, RNA polymerase II-specific; protein binding; RNA polymerase II cis-regulatory region sequence-specific DNA binding. Gene Ontology annotation, biological process: regulation of transcription by RNA polymerase II; immune system process. The transcript has 11 exons. The record is from RefSeq and is a predicted model, not a curated record.